Molecule: messenger RNA, 1230 nt
Organism: Diaporthe amygdali
Lineage: Eukaryota; Fungi; Ascomycota; Sordariomycetes; Diaporthales; Diaporthaceae
Exons: 4
Coding region: 1-1230 (409 amino acids)
Source: RefSeq, a predicted model, not a curated record
AUGAACUUCCUCCCCAGGGACGAGCCUGUGAGUACCGGCUCUGCGACCACCUCCGGCUCCGCCAGUGUUGGAAAUAUCCGGGCUGGGCCCGACAUGAAGUUCGUGAAUCCGGAGAAAGAGGUCAAUUGGGGGAUAUGGACACUCUUCGUUGGCGCCACAGCAUUCCUGACGCUUCGGAUAUGGAGCAAGAUACAUCGCCGCCAUGGGCUGUGGUGGGAUGAUCACGUACUGGUGGCCUCUUGGAUCGUGCUCCUGGUGACCAACAUCUUCAUAACUAUCGAGCUCGCCACGGGCUAUGUUUCCUCAACUUGGGACGAUCGCAUGCUCAUCCUCGUUUCGAUAUCGUCAUGCCUCAUCACCGUCGGCCAGACCCUAUCAAAAACAGCAUUCGCCGUGACUCUGUUGAGAAUCACCGAGUCGUGGCAGAGAUGGACAUUAUGGUUCAUCAUCGUGACACUGAACCUUUACCUCGUCAUCCUGCUCUUCCUCAACUGGGUCAACUAUUGUGGACAGAAGGCGUAUUGGUGGAAAAUGCCAACCGUGUGCGCCCCGUACGAAACGAUCUUCCAGAUCAAAAUCGGGCAAAAUGUGUACAACAUCAUCAUAGACUUUGUCCUAUCUCUCUUCCCAUGGCUGGUCACAUGGAAGCUGAGGAUCGAGAGAUACGAGAAGGUCGGCCUCUGCGUGGCCAUGAGCUUGGGCACAAUAAUUGCCAUUUUCACAAGCGUGCGUACGUGGUACAUGCUGGACCCGAAUCUCAACACGUAUGACUCGUGGUAUGUCUGGAGACAAGGACAUACAGAAAUCUGGUAUCAGGCCGAAGUGGCGGGCACCAUCAUCGUGCAGACGCUGCCGGUGAUUCGCCUCCUUGUCCAGGACCUGCAGAUCUCGCUCAUGUCGACGAAGCUGAACGAGACGGCUCCCCAGAUCGCCACCGUGGGCACGGGCACAAACAAAACCGCGAGGAACAGCCGGGCGUGGGCGGCCGCCAACAACCCGCACUCGCUGUCGGACGUGAGUGUGAGCGACGCCGGGAGCAGGAGGAGCAGCACCGCAUCGGCGCACGACAACGACGGGGGCGAGGCGGGCCUGGGGGUCAGGACGGUGGAGCACUUCGAGCUGAAGGAUCUCGAAAAGUUGAGCACCGAGGAAGCCUCGGCACAGAGGGAGUCGAGGUCCACCUUCAGCAACGGCGACGAGCGCGUGGUGCAGAUCGGUUCAGCCCUCUGA